This is a messenger RNA of Paracoccidioides brasiliensis Pb18, 879 nucleotides long. RefSeq lists its product as uncharacterized. The coding region runs from base 1 to 879 and encodes 292 amino acids. The transcript has 3 exons. The record is from RefSeq and is a predicted model, not a curated record. Gene Ontology annotation, molecular function: methyltransferase activity.
AUGGACGAAGAGGAAACAUAUUCCCUCACCUCGACGAUUCGAAAUCACGAAUAUUUCGGACAUCGCAGAUACCAUGCCUACCAUGCUGGGGAAUACUUCAUGCCGAACGACGAGGAGGAACAGGAACGUUUGGAUCUGAUGCACCAUUUGUUUCUCCUCAGCUACGACGAAAAGCUCUAUAGUGCCCCCAUUCCAAAGAACAUUGGGCGCACCCUAGAUGUUGGAUGUGGCACAGGGAUUUGGGCUAUAGAUUUUGCGGAUGCCCACCCCACAGCCAAAGUCAUCGGUACAGAUCUUUCUGCCAUACAACCGGGCUACAUCCCUGAGAACCUGCAGUUCGAGGUUGACGACGCUGAGGAGGACUGGCAGUAUAACCAUCUGUUUGAGUUCAUUCAUAUCCGGGGUAUGGGCGGAUCGAUAAAGGAUUGGCCACGGUUACUGCAGCAAGCAUAUGACAACCUGGCACCAGGAGGUUGGAUCGAAUUGGUCGAAUUUGAUGCGUGGGCUUCAACUGAUGAUAACAGCCUUCCUGAAUCGUCAGCUUAUAAUCAGUUUCAGACCCUCUUGGGAGAAGCGUCGGAAUUGUUCGGCAAGCCGGUAAACGUGGCAAGGGACUUCCGGGGAUUUGUGGAGACUGCAGGUUUCGUGAAUAUUGGGGAGGACAAUCGAAAGAUACCAUUAUCACCUUGGCCAACGGAUAAGAAACAGAGGAGGCUCGGUAACUAUAUGCAGAUGGCCAUGUCAGAGUCUCUGGAGCCCUAUGCCCUUGCUCUGUUUACGAAGAUGUUGAACUGGGACAACAUCAUGAUACAAGCCCUGCUCGCUGGGGCAAGGAACGAUCUUAAGAAUAUGGAUUACCAUAUAUAUACCAUUCUGUAA